AUGAGCAUUGGCACGUGGGAUGCAUCUCAAGAGAAACAAGACUUGUCUCGAGACUCUGUCCAUGCGGAGCCGAACAAUUCAGCAAACCUCAACAAUCAGGGAACGGAUCGAAACACCCCAAGUCCUUACAGGGACCUAUACACCAAACUCAAAGGCCAUGGUUUAAAGAUUGCACAUCUUAAUGUCAGAAGCCUGAUUAGGAAAAUCAGCGAGAUCAAAUUAAUGUUAACAGAGAGUAAAUUCGACAUCCUUGCAAUCACAGAAACUCAUUUGGACGAUGAAACACCCACUGAGGAAGUCACGCUAACAGGAUACCAAGUCGCUAGGCUGCACAGGAAGGAUCAACAAGGCGGUGGCUGCAUAAUAUAUUACUCAGAAUGCUUGCACGUAUACAAGAGAGACGAUCUCAAAUCAGACAUUGAAGCAAUCUGGAUUGAUGUCACUGUGAACUCUCAGAAGCUACUACUUGGCUGUGUAUACAGACCCCCAGAUGAUUACACCUUCUACAACAAAUUUCACAGUCUGCUUGAACACUGUGCGAGGAACAGAAAAAAUGUAGUGAUCCUUGGUGACCUGAACUAUGACUUGAUUGCCAAGGACUAUGAAGGGAGAAGACUGCUUAGAAUCCUUGGCAGCUUUGACCUUAACAAUGUCGUAAAAGACCCCACAAGAACAANGCUAAUUCGGAUUGUACUUUCCAUCAAGCUCGUCUCCUCACAAGUGGUGAUGUCUCACUUAAUCCUGGUCCGACAAUAA
Molecule: messenger RNA, 756 nt
Organism: Orbicella faveolata
Lineage: Eukaryota; Metazoa; Cnidaria; Anthozoa; Scleractinia; Merulinidae
Source: RefSeq, a predicted model, not a curated record